UCGCGCGCCUUCGCCAUCAUCGCCGCGCGCCGCGUGCCGGGAGUGACGCGCGCUCCGGCACCGCCAGCAUGGAGGAGGCGGGGGCGGCCCCGGCCCCGGCCCUCGCCGAGCUGCGGGCGGACGAGUGUUAUGCUGACUUCUUCAGAGAAGACUUUGAUGUGAAAGCUUACACUUCCCAGUCUAUCCAUCAGGCUGUGAUAGCUGAGCAACUGGCAAAACUUGCCCAAGGUAUUAGUCAGUUGGAUAAAGAGCUGCAUUUACAAGUUGUUGCAAGACAUGAAGAUCUGUUGGCCCAAGCAACUGGAAUUGAAUCCCUGGAAGGUGUCCUCCAAAUGAUGCAAACUAGAAUUGGUGCUCUGCAAAGUACUGUUGAUAGAAUCAGAGUCAAAAUUGUUGACCCCUACAACAAAAUAGUGUCUCGCACAGCUCAGCUAGCAAAGCUUCAAGCUGCCUGCGACUUGCUGCGCAGGAUAAUACGCAUCUUGUAUCUCAGUAAGAGACUUCAAGGACAACUGCAAGGAGGAAGCAGAGAGAUAACAAAAGCUGCCCAGAGUCUCAAUGAACUUGAUUAUCUUUCUCAAGGGAUAGAUCUGUCUGGAAUAGAAGUAAUUGAAAAUGACCUGCUUUUUAUUGCAAGAGCUCGGCUUGAGGUGGAAAACCAGGCUAAAAGGUUGCUUGAGCAAGGUGUGGAGACUCAGAAUCCUACUCAAGUGGGAACUGCUCUUCAGGUUUUCCAUAACCUUGGGACUUUGAAGGAUACCAUUGAUAAUGUGGUGGAUGGAUACUGCACAGUUCUGGAGGAGAACAUAAAAAAUGCUUUGGAUAUCAAAGUAUUGACCCAACCAUCUCAAACUGUUACAAGAGGUGGCCCUGGUAGAGCUGCUAUGCCAACACCUGGGAACACAGCAGCUUUUCGAGCAGCCCUCUGGACAAACAUGGAGAAACUCAUGGAUCAGAUCUGUGCUGCGUGUGGACAGGUGCAGCAUUUGCAGAAAGUAUUGACAAAGAAAAGAGAUCCCGUGUCACAUGUCUGCUUCAUAGAGGAAAUAGUUAAGGAUGGCCAGUCUGAUAUUUUGUACAAAUUUUGGACUGCAGUAACUCAGACACUUUCCUCUCAGUUUCAGUCAGCAACAGACUCCUCUAUGUUUUUGAAACAAGCAUUUGAAGGAGAAUACCCUAAAUUGCUGAGGCUUUAUAAUGACUUGUGGAAGCGCCUCCAACAAUAUAGUCAAAAUAUUCAGAGGAAUUUUAGCACGACUGGAACUACGGAUCUUUUUGCUGAGCUACAACAAAUGGAAGAAGAUGCACAGGACAUAUUCAUGCAAAAAAAAGAAGAUUACGAUCCAGAAAAGGCCUUGAAAGAUUCACUGCAACAGUAUGAAGCUGCUUAUUUGUCAAAAUCCUUAUCUCGACUCUUUGACCCCAUCAAUCUUGUCUUCCCUCCUGGAGGUCGGAAUCCUCCCUCUUCUGACGAGCUUGACAGCAUCAUUAAAACUAUAGCCAGUGAGCUAAAUGUGGCUGCAGUUGAUCCAGACCUGAGUUUAGCUGUGGCAAAAAAUGUGGCAAAGACCAUUCAGCUUUACGGUGUAAAGUCUGAGCAGCUUCUGUCUACUCAAGGAGAUGCCAGCCAGGUGAUUGGGCCACUCACAGAGGGACAGAGGAGGAACGUGGCUGUAGUUAAUUCGCUGUACAAACUGCACCAGUCUGUUCUGAAGGUCAUUACCAAUCAGAGCUCAUUUCCAGCAGCUGCUGAGCAAACAGUCACAACUGCCUUAAAGGCAGUCCAUGAUCUAAUGGGUAGUGCUGUUCAGCCGUUACUGAACUCAGUAGGAGAUUCAGUGGAAGCUAUUAUCAUCACUAUGCACCAGGAAGAUUUUUCUGGAUCAUUAUCCGGCUCAGGAAAACCAGAUGUCCCCUGUUCUCUCUACAUGAAAGAGCUACAGGGUUUUAUAGCCAGAGUCAUGAGCGACUACUUCAGACAUUUUGAGUGUUUUGACUUUGUCUUUGAUAACACUGAAGCCAUGGCUCAAAGAGCAAUUGAACUUUUCAUUCGCCAUGCCAGUCUAAUAAGGCCCCUCGGUGAAGGUGGAAAGAUGAGGGUUGCAGCGGAUUUUGCACAGAUGGAGUUAGCAGUAGCGCCGCUGUGUCGGCGAGUCUCUGACCUGGGAAAGUCUUACAGACAGCUGAGGUCGUUCAGACCACUGCUGUUCCAGACCAGUGAGCAUAUUGCCAGUAGCCCAGCUCUGGGAGAGGUUAUUCCAUUCAGCAUUAUUCUUCAGUUCUUAUUUACAAGAGCACCACCAGAGUUAAAAUCACCCUUCCAGAGGGCUGAGUGGUCCAUUGCCCGUUACUCCCAGUGGCUCGAUGAUCAUCCAUCUGAAAAAGACAGGCUCGCUCUCAUACGUGGUGCACUGGAAGCUUACGUUCAAUCAGUCAGAACGAGAGAGGGGAAGGAGUUUGCACCAGUCUACCCCAUAAUGGUUCAGCUGCUGCAGAAAGCCAUGUCAACCCUUCAGUGAGCACACCUGGAUAACACUCUCGACAUACGGAAUGGACACGUUCACAGUCAGGCGUCUUUGGUGCCACAAAUGUUUUUACGGUUCUUGUACAUUAUUCCCAAAUACAGAAGCUUUACAGUGAAACGUGUUUACCUACUUCGUCUCUGAAACUUGUCUUCUUGCUUUACUUUCCCAUUACAGGAACUUAUACAGAAAUAUUAUAAGGAAAUCGUACAACUUCUUUGUGCUGUAAGUCUGCAUCUAAUUGAAACAUUCUUAAGCAUUCCUUUUGAAUUUAGAAAAGUGUAAAAUUAGAACUCAAAUAUUACAGUAUAAUUGCUGAAUAUCUCAAAUAAGGAAGCAGCUCUUUUCCUACAAGUAGAGUUUUAAAACAGUUGGAUACAUUUUGGCCUUAUUCAGAAAACUGAACUUCUGAAAUGCUAGAAUCAUCAGUUUCCAUCUAAAAAUCACUAAUUUUAACAGAAGGAAAAAUAUUUAUAACUAACCUAAAUGAUUCCCUACUGCACUGCUACUUGCUUAGAAAUGAUUUAUAUUUAUUUCCACUCUCUUUUUGCUUAAACUGUAAUAAAGAACAUUGACUAUCCAAUCCCGAAAUCGGUAUUUGAAAUUCUUCAGCAUCUUCCUAAUGGCAAAGCAUAAAAAU
Molecule: messenger RNA, 3162 nt
Organism: Myiozetetes cayanensis
Lineage: Eukaryota; Metazoa; Chordata; Aves; Passeriformes; Tyrannidae
Gene: COG5
Product: component of oligomeric golgi complex 5
Exons: 22
Coding region: 69-2519 (816 amino acids)
Biological process (GO): intra-Golgi vesicle-mediated transport
Cellular component (GO): COG complex
Source: RefSeq, a predicted model, not a curated record